UAUUGUAGCUAUGACCAAAAUCUAAGUAACUUUUUUAAUUAUAAUAAUUAGUUGAGAGGAGAUCAGCAAUUGCUAAGAGACAUGGAUAUCGAGUUAGUAUAUAUAAGAGCGUAUUUUAAGAAAGAAUUAAACUACAUGAGAAUAAAGACGAGAUGCUGACAAAUUUGGUACUAAAAUAAAGCCUAAACUGCUCCACUUGACUCCCAUGAUCAGUAAGCUACAAAAAAGUAAACCUGCUCAGGCUGCUCUCAACAAGAAAAAUCCAAACGAGAACAUAAAAUAUUCAAAACAUUCUCCUACACUCUAGUCAAACGUUAAUGAAGGAAUGCAACAGUGUUAACACGGUAAAGCAUUUAAACCUAGGCGGACCUGAAAUUCUUGAUAACAUAUUCAACAUUCCACAACACAAACAAUUAAAAAAGAAAGAUGGGUGGCUGUGACAUGAACGGUAACCUGUAUGAGGAGAAGUUUAGUGCACCAAUGCCUUGGAUUGGCAUGUAUGUAGCAGCAGCAUCCUUGGCCUGUCUGAUUGCAAUGGCUGCAGAUGUAAUCCUCGGCAUCUGGCACCAUAAGUACUGGUUUCCCUGCAAGUUCUUCUCCAUUAAUGCCACAUCUCUGACCUUGAUAGGUGUAGCCAUCAAAUUGUCGGUGGAUCUGAACACUGCCAUGCCCAACCGUCACGACCAGCUUGCAAAGCUUAGCAGUUCUGCCUUGAUCUGCACAGCAAUGGCUAACUCCAUGCCGUCUCUUGGAGCCAUGGAAAAUGAAGAGAUGUUCAUGAAUGUAAUUGCCUUGGGAAUUCUAGUCAUCACCCUUAUUGUCAAUAUUUGCAUCCAAUUAGCUACCGGUGCAAUCUUUGUUUUCUGGAAGGAGCACGCUUCAGUUAUGUUCAUCAUGCUUGUUUUGCUCCUCAUGCUGAUUUUCUCGGCUUUAACGGUUCCAACAACAAAGAAUUAUUUAGAAAAAGGGUACAAGAAAAGAUACCAAUUAUCUUCAAAAGAAUGCACAAAUGCAAGUGGUAGAAAAGAAGUUACCAAACUCAGAGACACAUUGACAAAGCUUUGGCUGAUGGCUCACACCUCUAGCCCUCAAUUUGUGAUGGGCAGGUCAGUGACAUGCACUGCUUCUGGAGCUUUCUGUCUUUUGAGUGCCAUGAUUUUGGCCCAAGCCAUGUUUAGAACAUACUUGAUGCCAUGGUCCAUUAAGUUUUGCAGCGGGGAAUCAGACUACAAAUUGACAACCACUUUGAUUCUAUUUACGCAAGCAGUUGCAGUAGGAGUUGGUACUAUUUCCCCGGCGUUUAGAUGGUUCAUCGCCAUCAACUUUAAGUGCCCGAAAAGAGGAAAUAUAAGCUACAGAAAAGAAUUCGAAAUAGAAAGGUACUGGAUUCAGGGGCUUGCGGAGUUGAAAAAGUGUCCAUUAACUUUUAGAAUCAAAUCUCGGGACUGCAGGAAACUUGCACAUGAAGCAAGAAACAAACUUUUGGACUUGUGUAUUGCAAUGCAAACGGGGAUUGUCCUAUCAAGCAAAGCAAUUCGAUCAAUUUCCAUUUUCUUGGUGAGUCGAAUCUUUUUACUCAGCGACUUGUUCAGGGAGUGGAAGAACAAGAAGUUGGAAUUCGACUCCAUCCCAAUGUCCCAGAAAAACCCAAGGCAAGAUCUUAGUAAUUAUGUUCUGUAUCUUGAAGGUGAGGAUGCGUUGGUUCAUUACAUGAUGAAUUCCAACUGUGAUGCUACUGAUCAUUGGACUCAGAAGGGAAUGAAAGAAGAACCCAAGCAUCUCAUUAAGCUGUUGGAGAAAUUGACAGCCUCACAAGGAUUCAAGGGAGUGGCAGAGUUUGACAGUGAUCAAGUUCCCUCUCUACAAUGUGAAGAACCUCCAAAUUGUUGGGCUCUUCCCGUUGUGACACUAACAAGUAUUGCACUUGCACUUCCAAACAUCGGUUCUGGUUCAAUCGAAAAUCUGAUAGAUGGGGUACAUGAAGGGCUCAUGUACAUGAAUGCUAUUGAGGAACAGCUGGAUAGCAAAGGAGUUCUUGCCAACAUCAGAAAGGCGGCAGAGGUCGUGUGGCUAAGAGUUGAUCUAUAUCACACAUGGCUAGAUUUGGAUCUCAGAAAAUUGUCACGUCAAGGGAAGAGUCUAAAGGAAACACUUGAAGAACUUUCUGAGACUGCAAAAUCCAUAUUUGAAGAAUGUAGAAAGCGGCGGAUGAGUAAGGAGAAUGUGUGUUCGAGAGAUAUCCCUUCCAAAUGGUCUGUUAAGGAGCUUGCCGCUAAUUCCAUGUACAGGAUAAGCCAAACUCUUCUGCUAAAUCCUGAUGGCCAAAUCAAUGAAUCAAGUGAGAGAUUGUAUGAAUCAAUGGUUGUGAUGAUCUCUGACAUAAUGGGUGCGUGUCUAACAAAUUUACAGGAAGCUAUGGCAAUCAAGUGUUUUAACAGCACAAUUGAAGAGAGGGAGGAAAGUGUGAGACUUGCAGUUCACGUUCUUGGUAAAACUGAAAGGAUUCUUUAUAUUGUGGAACCUGGUAUUCCUUCAAAUUUGGAUCAUCACCAAAUGGCAUGCAUUGAUGAGUGGCGUUCGGCACGGAAACCCCAGAUAAAUUUCAAGGCGUGCACAUCAUUUCCAAUAUCCGAGAGUGACAGGGAUUCUUCGGCAGGCUCAAGUGAUCACUUUUACCUGACGAUGGAUUAGGUUUUCUAGGCUGCUGUACUCUAGCAUAAAUAGGCUAUUAAAAGACUCUUGUAUUCAGCUUUUCAUCAAUAAUAUUCCAGAAUUUAGAUUCAAGUGUUCUCUUGGGAUUUUUCCCUAGAACUCUGUUAAUUCACUUCCUACUACGAUUUGGCCCUAUUUUACCCGCUGGACAGUUCCUACUGCCUUGCAUCAGACUCUACAAUUAAAACUAGUUGAAACAUCUUUUAACUAUACGUAAAUUAUCCUUAAAACUAGUUAAGAUCAUAGCAUACAGAAACAAGAGGCUCAAGUUCAAUGCAUGCUAAUUAAGCCACCUCAAACUGUUCAAAAUUACUAAAUUUAGGACAUUAUCUGCAUAUAGGAAGGAUGAGCGGCUGAAAGAAUUCGUUGACUACGUAUCCCAUUGCAAACAGAUAUCCAUUCAUCGAUGGUGUCUAAUACUUUUGCAAUACCGUCACUCGAAACAUCAAGA
Messenger RNA from Pyrus x bretschneideri (Chinese white pear), 3163 nucleotides. RefSeq lists its product as uncharacterized. Lineage: Eukaryota; Viridiplantae; Streptophyta; Magnoliopsida; Rosales; Rosaceae. Bases 427 to 2691 code for a protein of 754 amino acids. The record is from RefSeq and is a predicted model, not a curated record. The transcript has a single exon.